Molecule: messenger RNA, 2458 nt
Organism: Sander lucioperca (pikeperch)
Lineage: Eukaryota; Metazoa; Chordata; Actinopteri; Perciformes; Percidae
Product: zinc-binding protein A33
Exons: 6
Coding region: 235-1635 (466 amino acids)
Biological process (GO): protein ubiquitination
Molecular function (GO): protein binding; ubiquitin-protein transferase activity; zinc ion binding
Source: RefSeq, a predicted model, not a curated record
UUGCAUGAUUUGAGUUACUCCCACAUAAGUCAUGCACAGGAAAACCAAGACCAUUUGCUCCUUCAUGUCAAGAACAAUAGGCUGUUAGUGCGCUCUGAGGCUCUCAGGAGACAAGUUUAACUCGGCACACAGAAUUAUUAUUGUUGACAGAGGAAUCAUUAAGGACUUAGACCGGAGGACUUACGCUGUUUUGAACUGUGGAUUUACUGUAUUGUACAUGACAAGCUGAUAAUCAUGUCACUCCCAGAAGAGGAUCUCACAUGCCCAAUAUGCUGUGACAUCUUUACGGACCCUGUUUUGCUGUCAUGUAGCCACAGCUUCUGCAGGAGCUGUCUGAAGCGCUAUUGGGAAACAGGGUUACGUGAGUGUCCAGUAUGCAGAAAAAGAGCCUCCAAGGCUAGUCCUGCCACCAAUUUGGCUCUGAGAAAUGUCUGUGAAGCUCUUUUGAUGGCUAGGAGGAGUUCAGUGCUGGUGGAAGAGAAGAUGAACUGUAAUCUGCACGGGGAGAAGUUAAAACUCUUCUGUCUGGUUGACAAACAGCCCAUCUGUGUGGUGUGUCAGUCUUCCAAACUGCACAAGAGUCACGACUGCUCACCUAUAGAAGAGGCAGUGCUAGACUGCAAGGAUGAACUUGCUUCAUCCCUCAAGAAUUUGCAAGAUAAAGCGGACAGCCUCAAAAGAAUUCACAUGACCUCUGCAGACAUGAUCGAGUACAUCAAGAGUCAGUCGCUAGAAACACAAAAAUUGAUCAAGAGACAGUUCAAGCAGCUACAUCAAGCCCUCUACCAAGACGAGUUGGCCAGAAUAGAGGCUGUGAAAAAAGAAGAAGAAGACAAGAUUGCAGGAAUGAAGGAUAAGAUUAAAGAGCUUUCAGCAGAAGUGCUGUUUCUCACAGAGACAAUCUCAGUCAUACAGGAGCAGCUCAAAGAAGAUGAUAUGGUCUUGUUGAAGAAUUUCAAAGCCACUCAGGACAGAGAAAAAAGCAUAGCGCUUGAUUCAGACAACAUGUCCGGUUUAUUGAUUGAUGUGACCAAGCAUCUCUGCAACCUCAAGUAUAAAGUCUGGGAGAAAAUACUGGACCAUAUUGACUAUACUCCUGUGACUUUGGACCCAAACACAGCACACCCCUGUCUCAUCCUGUCUGACGACCUCACUUCCCUCCACUACUCAAAGACGCACAGCUGUUGCCCUGACAACCCAGAGCGCUUCCACAUCAGUGCUGAAGUGGUAGGCAUGGACGCACUGGGCUCAGGAAGCCACCACUGGGUCGUGGAAACAGGAAGUAAUCAGGACUGGCUCCUCGGCGUGGCCUCUUUGUCUGUACCUAGGAACUCUGAGAUCUCCGCUCGGCCUGAGAACGGCUUCUGGACUUUAUGUUUCAGGAACGGAGAGUUCAGGGCAAUGACCUCGCCACCCACCCCACUGACAAUUACAAGAGCGCCCAAACAAGUCAAAGUAAAACUAGAUUACAACAAAGGGACAAUGUCUUUCUUUGACCCUGCUGAUGACACACUCCUUUAUGCAUUCACACACAUGUUCACAGAAACUUUACUUCCAUAUUUUUAUACACAGAGCAGUCAUCCAUUGAGAAUAAUGCCAGAGAAAGUACUUGUGACAAUGCUGCGUCAAGGAUGAAGGAUUUAUUAAUUUUGUAAGAUAAUAUGAUCCCAGACCUGUUUUGAUGGAUGAGAUCAAUGUAAAAUAAUUAAAUGGGAUUGGUGGUUUGACUAGCUGUAAUGUUAUUUUCUCUUUCAGAAGGCAUGCAAAGUAUUUCUUUAUCCAAGUAAUUUUUCCGCUUCAAAAACACAUUGUCACCUUUGUUGUUACUUAUUCCUCCUUAAAGGAAUAGUCCAACAUUUUGGGAACUAGGCCUACCCUUAUUCUCUUUUUUUGCUGAGAGCUAGAUAAGAAGAUUGAUACCACUCACAUGUCUGACGAAUAUGAAGCUGCCGCCAAUAGCCGGUUCGCUAAGCUUAGCAUAGCUUAAAUACUGAAAACGGGGGAACAGCUAGCCUGGCUCUUCCAGCACCUCCAAAGCUCACUAAUUGUAUCUUGUGUGUUUAAACUGUACACAGCGUAGGUGUUACACCUUCAGACACAGCCAGACUAGUGGUUUCCCUUUGUUUUCACACUUUGUGCUAAGUUAAGCUAACCAGCUGCUGCCUCUAACUACAUGUUUACUGACAUGGCAUUAAUGUUCUCAUCAAGGGUCUUGUUAUGCUGUACAGACUGUGAAGCCCCUUGAGGCAAGUGUGAAUUUGGACUAUUAAUUGACUUGCCUUAACAUCUAACUUAAAACAAAUAAGAAAUGUAGAGCUAUUCCGUUAACUGAAAAAAAAGUGCUAAUAUAAGUGACUAAAUAUACAGUGCUCACUGUGGUGGAGUACGGGAGAGCAAAUGUUUGAUGACAUUUGAUGAAAAUGUUUAAUUAAAUAUGAAGAAGUUUUAUGUUAGUCCA